This is a messenger RNA of Miniopterus natalensis, 1408 nucleotides long. Its product is annotated as mesothelin-like. Gene Ontology annotation, biological process: cell-matrix adhesion. Gene Ontology annotation, cellular component: cell surface. NCBI's taxonomy places the organism in Eukaryota, Metazoa, Chordata, Mammalia, Chiroptera, Miniopteridae. The record is from RefSeq and is a predicted model, not a curated record.
CUGCCGCACUCCUUUUGGCUCCCAGGACAGGACAUUUCCUAGCAGCUGCCCCAGACCAUGGCCUUGCAGAGUGCUCGACCCACGCUGAGGUUCUUCGAGGCCCCCACCCAUGGCAGCCUCCUGCUCCUGCUUCUCAGCCUCCAGUGGGUGCUACUUUCCAGAGCCCAGACUGCAGACACAGGACAGGGUGUUGUGACCCCAUGGCUGCAACGCACUUCCCGGGACCUGUCCAGGCAGUGGCCUGAGCCGAUUGUCAUUCUCCCGAGGGCUCUGCGGGGCACAGAGAAGAAGGCCUGUCCCCCGGGGAGAGAGGUCCACGUGGUGGAUGAAAGCCUUGUCUUCUACUCGGAGUGGGAGCUGGAGGCCUGUGUGCACGGGGCCCUGCUGGCUGAGCAUAUGGACCAAGUGAAUGCAGUUCCCUUCACCUACCAGCAGCUAAACAUUUUAAAGCGGAAAUUGGACCAGUUCUACCCACAGGGGUACCCUGAGUCCCUGAUUCAGCACCUGAGUUACUUCUUCCUUGAGGUCACCCCCGAGGACAUCCACAAGUGGAAUGUGACAUCCCUGGAGACUGUGAAAUCUCUGCUUCAAAUCAGCAAAGGGGGAAAAAUGGAUGCUCAGGUGGCUGCCCUGAUUGCCCGCUAUCUGGUGGGAGGAGGCCAGCUGGACAAGGUCACCCUGGACAUGCUGGCCAGCUUUCACCCUACCUACAUCUGCUCCCUCAGUCCUGAGCAGCUGAGCUUGGUGCAACAAGAUGUUGUUUGGGCGGUCAGGCCUCAGGACCUGGAUGGGUGCGGUCCACUGCAGAUGGACGUUCUCUAUCACAAGGCCCACAUCGCUUUCCGGAACAUGAGCGGUUCCGCAUAUUUUGCAAGGAUCAAGCCCUUCCUGGGUGGGGCCUCCGCAGAGGACUUGCGGGUUCUCAUUCAGCAGAACAUAAGCAUGGACAUGGCCACAUUCAAGAAGCUGAGGAAAGAGGCCUUGCUGCCACUGACCAUUGCCGAGGUGCAAAAACUUCUGGGUCCAAACCUGGAGGGCCUGAAGGCAGAGGAGGGGAACAGCCCUGUGCGGGACUGGAUCUUCAGGCAGCGGCAGGAUGACCUGGACAGACUGGGCCUGGGGCUCCAUGGUGGCAUCCCCAAUGGCUAUCUGGUCCUAGACCUCAACAUUCGAGAGGCCCUCCUGGGGGGCUCCCACCUCCUUGGACCUGGAUCUGCAUUCACUGUGAUCCCAACUCUGCUCCUGGCUUUCAUCCUGAGCUGAGAACACUACUCUGGAUGCCGAACUGGGCCCUGCUGUGGAGACUCCCACUGGUGGGAGCAUGCCUGGAUGGUCCUUGCCCCAUUCCAGGGGACUGUGGCUCAAUAAAAGAGCACCCGUCCUCCCACCAAAGAGGUGACUUGUGGUG